AUGAAUCCUAUUUUUUGGAAAAGCGUGAAACUUACAAGCAAAAAAUCGAUUGCAGAAAAAUGCAUGAGCUCUUUGGCAGAGUGUAUAAGACCAGAAUUAAACGCAAUCAAAACAGCCGGUACAUGGAAAAACGAGCGAGUAAUUGCCUCACCUCAACGUACACGAAUUGUGCUAGCAAAUGGAAUAGAAGCACUCAACUUCUGCGCCAAUAAUUAUUUAGGCUUUUCUGACAAUAAGGAAAUCAUUUCGGCCGCAAAGAUUGCUUUAGAUAAAUAUGGAGCAGGCUUAAGUUCUGUAAGAUUCAUAUGUGGUACUCAAGAAAUUCAUGUAGAAUUAGAAAAAAAAAUCGCUCAGUUUCAUGACAGAGAAGAUGCUAUUCUUUAUGCUUCUUGCUUUGAUGCAAACGCAGGACUAUUUGAAACCUUAUUAACACCUGAGGAUACAGUACUGAGCGAUGAACUGAAUCAUGCCUCUAUCAUUGAUGGCAUCAGACUAUGCAAAGCAAAAAAACACAGGUAUCGGCACAGAGAUAUGACAGAUUUAGAAAACAAGCUGCGAGAAAGUCCGUCGUCACGCUUACGUCUUAUCGCCACUGACGGUGUUUUCUCUAUGGAUGGCACCGUUGCACCGUUACCAAAAAUAUUUGAGCUUGCAAAGAAAUACAAUGCUCUCACUUUUGUGGAUGACUGUCAUGCCACUGGAUUUUUUGGAAAAGCUGGAAGAGGCACUGAAGAUUAUUUCAAUCAGAUAGGAAGCAUUGAUAUCAUUAACUCGACAUUGGGUAAAGCUUUAGGCGGAGCAGCAGGUGGUUACACAACUGGUACAAAAGAACUCGUUAAUUUAUUAAGGCAACGCAGCAGGCCGUAUUUAUUUUCGAAUUCGUUGCCCCCUCCUGUAGUCGCGUCAGCAAGUAAGGUCAUGGAUUUAAUAACAGAGUCAACAGAAUUUCUGGAGAAACUAAAGAGCAACACCAAUCUAUUUAGAAAUGAUAUGACGGCAGCAGGGUUUGCGAUCAGCGGUGACAAUCAUCCUAUCUGUCCUGUCAUGAUAGGUGAUGCAAAACUAGCCACUGAAUUUGCUGAUAAGAUGAUCGAGAAAGGAAUUUACGUAAUCGGGUUCAGUUAUCCUGUAGUACCAAAGGAUAAAGCAAGAAUACGUGUUCAGAUCAGUGCUGCACAUUCACAGAAUGACAUAGAGCACGCCACAAAUGCAUUUGUUGAAAUCGGAAAAGAGCUUGGAGUGAUUGGUUCAUAG
Molecule: messenger RNA, 1254 nt
Organism: Dufourea novaeangliae
Lineage: Eukaryota; Metazoa; Arthropoda; Insecta; Hymenoptera; Halictidae
Gene: Gcat
Product: 2-amino-3-ketobutyrate coenzyme A ligase, mitochondrial
Exons: 7
Coding region: 1-1254 (417 amino acids)
Biological process (GO): biosynthetic process; L-threonine catabolic process
Molecular function (GO): glycine C-acetyltransferase activity; pyridoxal phosphate binding
Source: RefSeq, a predicted model, not a curated record